Messenger RNA from Centruroides sculpturatus (bark scorpion), 1932 nucleotides. RefSeq lists its product as uncharacterized. Lineage: Eukaryota; Metazoa; Arthropoda; Arachnida; Scorpiones; Buthidae. Bases 187 to 1506 code for a protein of 439 amino acids. The record is from RefSeq and is a predicted model, not a curated record. The transcript is spliced from 10 exons.
ACCUGUACGUCGUCGGACCAAUGGGAAGAGUUGGUUUGACGUCACGAACUGGCCAAUUCUUCCAAAGUUGCUAAAGCGAGAAUGUUACUCCUGCGUUGCCAUACAUGUGUCUUGUACUAUGGAUGUAUACGAAACUAAAAGUAUACGGGACUAAUUAAACGACUGUAGUACGUUUAUGUACAUACCAUGAAGAAUAUAUGUGAUUUAAGAAGAUUAUUAACAACUCUGAUUAUACUUUUUUGCCAUCAGGUUCAAUGCCAGCCAGCUGAACAACAGUUGGAAUUUAAACCAACAAUCAACGUUAGAUGCGAUCGUCGACAAUUAAUAGUAUCUGUGAUCACCGACAAUCGAUUCGAUGGGGUGGUACACGUCAAAGACUAUAGAAGAAGUUCUUGCUCUUCGUAUGGAAACAAUCAAUAUAAUACAACGUUAAAGAUUAAUCUGUUAGCGACACCUAAUGAUCCUGGUUACUGUGGUGUGAAGAUAAAAAAGAAUUCUGAUGAACAAUCCGUGGAUAUUGUUGUAAGAAUUCAUAAAACUUUAGAACUAUCUGGGGAUUUAUUUUAUCACAUCGACUGUGGUAAAUCCAGGUUUAAAAAUACGAGAAAUGAAUUAUCGAGAGUUUCUUUGAACUUCUUGGAUAAUAACAAGAAGACUUCAGAAUUAAUUUAUGGACAUCAAUAUUCACUGCGAGCUUCCAUUUCCAAUCCAGACAGCAUUUAUGGAUUGAAAGUUAAAUCCUGCAUUAGUUUUGCAUCCAAUGACACCGAAGUCCAACUAAUUGAUAACAAUGGGUGUCCAACUGGUAAAUUUUUAUCCGAAUUUCAAUACAAUAAAACAUCACAUUCUGCGGAUGCAAAGUUAUAUUCGAUGUUUAAAUUCCCAAAUAGCAAUCAAAUUCACGUUCAGUGUGACAUAGUCCUUUGCAGAGGAGGUUGCGAACAGGUAAAUUGUCCCGCUAAUUACGAACAAUUACCACGUGCACUUCCACAAAGUCCUAGUACUAGAGAAGAUAAUGUUCAAUUGUUAGCUUCUACUUCGGCAUUUGUCGUACAUCCAGGAGAACAGAUUCUUGCCCAAGCUACAACCGAAUGUACAGAAUGGAGAUUUCCAUGGUUAAUAGGUCUUUGUAUCUGUUUAGCUGUUUUAUUAUUAGUUAUGCUAAUUGUCAAUAUAUUCCUGUGCUCUUCAUUGACGUGCACCUGUACUAAAACAGAAGUGGUGGAGAAGGAACCUUCAGAAAUGGAAGACUACGAUCCUUAUAAAUUAGGUUGGGCACCGGGUUCUCAUUACGGAUCUCGCACGUCGCUCAACAAACCGGGCUAUACGUCGGGUGGUUCGACACUCAACUCGAUGAGCACGGGUAGUGAUCAUUAUGCCAUUGUUCAUUCUCGGCCCGGAAGCCGUUAUUCUCAACAUUCGAGUAGGGAGCCGUUGCACGUUUCCGGAGGCCACAGGGGUCCCGGAUCCACUCUUUCAAACGGACAAUAUUCAUCCAGAAUCUGAUGGACCUAGUCUACAUAGUUUCGGGAGAUUUCACAGAAUCUACGAAAAGAUAAUGGACUUUUCACGCGAAGAUUCCGGCGAUCCCCACCGAAACUAAGCAUUCUUGAUUUCGUUUAUUUUGUAUAUAACACAUAACUUCUUAAAAUUUUAAUUAAUACGUGUUCGUAUUCGAUGUAUAGCAUCAAUAACUAAUGUCCUUUUAUAAUUUAUUCCCCGAAAUAAUUUGAACAUCGAGAAAAUUACGUUAUUUGUGUAUAUAUUUUUGGUAAUCACGCGCAUAUUAAUGAUGUAAUCGUAAUAGAAAUGACAUUUUUUUUAAUUAUUAUUAAAUUGUCGGAGUUUUUAAACUGGUUUUCUGACAAAUUUCAAUUUUUUUAGUUGUACUUUACCGCCAUUUUCAUUAAUAUUGUUAUCAAUUUCGGUAUG